AUGCUGUCCAAUCUUGAACUGCUUGAUCUCUCAUCCAACAACUUGGCAGGAAGAAUCCCAGAUCAAUUAGGCGACUGCAUGAAACACCGAUCGUUGAAGCUUAACAACAACAACUUUAGUGGAACCAUUCCUUUGGCCAUUGGUAAUCUGGUGUACCUCCAAGACACCUUUGACAUCAGCCAGAACUCACUAACAGGGGAGAUUCCAUCCCAACUCGGCAAGUUGGUGAUGCUGCAAAGCCUGAAUCUAUCGCAUAAUUCCUUCUCGGGUCAUCUUCCAUCUUCGCUAACGUAUAUGACGAGCUUGUCUACCGUUGAUGUAUCCUACAAUGAACUGGACGGCCCUGUUCCUGAUAGCCCAGCUUUCCGAAGAGCCCCGGCAGAGUGGUUUGCCCAUAACAAUGAUCUGUGUGGAGUUGUCCGAGGAUUGCCUCCGUGUGUUUCGCUCGGUACUCCAACAAAAGAUGACCGAAGCAAGCGCCACAAAGUGGUUGUAAUAGCCAUCAUUGCUUCCGUCGUCUUCUUCCUUCUCUUGAUUAUAUUCAUUGCAGCUGCUUUACGAUUCCACAAGAGAACGAAGCCGCCAGUACCUGUCGAUGAUAAUCACGUCAAAGAAGGUGCAUUCUCUAUAUUGAAUUUUGAUGGAAGAGACGUAUGCAAGGACAUCAUCGAAGCCACCGAAGAUUUCGAUGCCAAAUACUGUAUCGGAAGUGGUGCAUAUAGCAGAGUCUACAGAGCAGAGUUAGCAAGUGGGGAGCUACUAGCGGUGAAGAAGAUUCACCUACCAGACACUGAAGGAACAUUCGACGAGCAACCCUUUCAAAAUGAGAUACAAACUCUUACUCAAAUUCGACAUCGAAAUAUCGUCAAGCUUUACGGGUUCUGCUCCUCUCCUCGACACAAAUUUCUAGUGUACGAGUACAUGGAGAAAGGAAGUCUGGGAUCUGUCCUCAGAAGCGAAUCUGCAGCUGAAUUGGACUGGGGGAUGAGAGUGAACAUCGUGAAAGAUGUUGCUCGUGCUCUGUUCUACAUGCAUCACGAUUGUGUUCCGCCUAUCGUUCAUCGAGAUGUUACCAGCAACAACAUCCUACUUGAUUCCGAAUUCAAGGCUUGUGUUUCCGACUUUGGAAUUGCUCGACUACUGAAUCCGGAUUCAUCAAAUUGGACCAUGCUUACAGGCACACGGGGUUACUUGGCACCAGAGCUUGCAUAUACAAUGAAAGUGACCACCCAAUGCGACGCGUACAGUUUCGGAGUGGUGACGCUGGAGUUGCUGAUAGGAGAAUAUGGAGAAAUACUCGUUUCCAUUCUGUCGUCUUCACCGAUCAAUGAUAGCUUCGUGAAAGACGUAUUGGACCGAC
Musa acuminata subsp. malaccensis (wild Malaysian banana) is the source of this 1360-nucleotide messenger RNA. RefSeq names its product MDIS1-interacting receptor like kinase 2-like. Lineage: Eukaryota; Viridiplantae; Streptophyta; Magnoliopsida; Zingiberales; Musaceae. The record is from RefSeq and is a predicted model, not a curated record. Gene Ontology annotation, molecular function: ATP binding; protein kinase activity; protein binding. Gene Ontology annotation, biological process: protein phosphorylation.